AUGGAUGAGAAAGCGAGGAUUUUGGAGGAAAGAAAAGAAAAAUUGAUAGCGAGAUUGGAAGUGAGAAAUCAGGAGAGGAAAACGGCGGUGAAUGGAGGUUGGUUUUGAAAAAAGGAUUUUAGGAAAAAUUCCUGAAAAUUCAGAAUCCGAUUCGAAUUCCGAAGAAGCGGAAAUAGACAAUCUUAUGAAAAACAUCAAGAUCGAUUUGGAAAAUAAAAUUGUGGAUUCGGAAAAAGUUGAGAAAUUGCGUGAGUUGGUUUAAAAUUCAAAGUUUUAACGUUUCGCGCAAACAAAAAUUCACGUGGCGAAUUCGGCGCAAAAAGUCAAAAUUUGAAUUUUUUCGUUUCGCGCAAACAAAAAUCCACGUGGCGAAUUCGGCGCGAAAAAUCAAAAUUUGAAUUUUUUUUCGUUUCGCGCAAACAGAAAUCCAUGUGGAAAAUUCAGCGCAAAAAAUCAAAAUUUGAAUUUUUUCGUUUCGCGCAAAGAAAAAUCCACGUGGCAAAAUUAGCGCGAAAAAUCAAAAUUUGAAUUUUUUCGUUUCGCGCAAACAAAAAUCCACGUGGCAAAUUUAGCGCGAAAAAUCAAAAUUUGAAUUUUUUCGUUUCGCGCAAAGAAAAAUCCACGUGGCAAAAUUAGCGCGAAAAAUCAAAAUUUGAAUUUUUUUUCGUUUCGCGCAAACAGAAAUCCAUGUGGAAAAUUUAGCGCAAAAAAUCAAAAUUUGAAUUUUUUCGUUUCGCGCAAAGAAAAAUCCACGUGGCAAAAUUAGCGCGAAAAAUCAAAAUUUGAAUUUUUUCGUUUCGCGCAAAGAAAAAUCCACGUGGCAAAAUUAGCGCGAAAAAUCAAAAUUUGAAUUUUUUCGUUUCGCGCAAACAAAAAUCCACGUGGCAAAUUUAGCGCGAAAAAUCCAGAUUUGAAUUUUUUUUUCUCAUUGGAGUAGUUCAAAUUUAGCCUCUUUCGGGCCUUACAACCAUCAGUUCUAAAGCAAAAAUAAGGCCUAAAUUCACAUUUUUCCAGAAAAAUUCCUUGGCUAUUCGUUGGCAAAUCGUCGCCAAAAAGCAAUUCAAAACCUCCUCGAAGAAGUUCGAAAAUUGAAGAUUUCUCAAAAACCAGUGGCGAAAUUUGGCGGAUUUUCAUUUGGCACCAAAUCCAAACCAGCUUCUUCCUCUUCUUCUUCAGUUUCUGCUGCAAUUCCAGCUGCUACCUGUGAAAUUCCAACACCUUCGACGAAUUUUGUGAUUCAAGAUUUGAAAAAUGAGAAUCGCGUGAUUUCGAAAUCAAAUGAUGAUAAUGAAGAUUUGAGCUUGAAAAAUAUCGAAAAUUGUCGAUUGGAAUUUGAUUUUGAACCAUCUGUUGUUCAUAUUCGAGUAAGUUUUUUGAGAUUGAGAGCAAAAAAAUAAAAUUAAUUUUUUGCAGAACAUAAAAAAUAGCACUUUGUUGUUUUUACGAUGUGAUCGAUCAAUUUUAAUGCAUGAUUGUGAAAAGUGAGUUUUUUUGGGUAAUCGAAAAAAAAUGAUUUUUUUAAUGAAUUUCAAGCCUAAAAUCAUGAAAAAUCGAUGAUUUUAAGCCCUGAUUUUAAUUAGAUUCAAAAGAUUCAAACUACUGAAUUUCUAGAUUCACUGAAAAAUAAUAUAGUAUUUUUGAAACAGUGAUUUUUUCCUUUUUUUUUAAUCGGAAAAAAUUAGAUUUUUUUGAAAAAUCAUAGAAAUUUAGAAAAAUUCCUUACAAUUCAAAAUUUCCGGUUUUUUUCUGAAUUCUGAAAAAUUCCAAAAAUUUUUAAAUGGAGCUAAAUUUGAAGCCAAAAAUCAUGAAAAAUCGAAAACUUUAAGCCUUAAUUUUUUUUUAUUCAAAGGAUUGAAAAUACUGAAUUUCAAAAUUCACUGAAAAAUAAUACAGUAUUUUUGAAACAGUGAUUUUUUGAAACAAUUUUUGAAUUAGCUUCAAACCUUGAAAUGAAAUGGAAAAUUUUCUGAAAAUCCUCAUUUUUGAGCCAAAAAACAUGAAUUUUAUGAAAAAUAAGCUAAGAAUUAAUUUUUUAAUGAAAAAUCAUUCAAAAACUCAACCCUAAACCUAAAGAAAGAACGAAAACUGCCCGCAAACUCCAAAUCCUACGCGCAACCUUGACGCGAAAUAUUGUGUGUUCCUGGUGGCUAGAAAUUCAAAAUUAAUGAGUUUCAGAGACAAUUUUAAGUAGAAAUUUUCUGAAAUUUUUUGUACGAGAAAUACGGAAUUGCCACGUGGCAUUUUGAGCCAAAAUUUGCGGAAUUUCAACUCAGAAUUUAGCAGGAAAAUCACCGAAGAGGAUUUUUUGACUCAACAUAGAGAUAAAGAUUCACGUGGAACUUAGAGAACAAAACUUCCGAAGACAAAGUACUUUUUUGAGCAACAAAGUUUCUUACAGUACUCGACAAAUGCCAACAACUACAGUAAUCUUAUUGUAGACACGAAAUAUGUAUCUACAGUACCCUGAUUACUGUAUUUCUAGGAAACAAAACUAGAUACAAGUCAUUGGCUUUUAUGCAAUGACUUGUAGCGACAACAAAUUUGGCUUUUCAGCAAAAAGUAGAAAAAAAUCGGACGGAAUCACACCUCGGCCAAGCCGUGGCUGGCCAGAGUACAAUUUUUUUUUAAAAUCUGAUUUUCAGUUUUUAGAGGUCAAAAAUUGAAAAAUCACAAUUUUUAGAGGACAAAAACUGAAAAAUUCAAAGUUUUUGUACUGUAAAAAGUUAGCGUACAAUUUUUUAUUGUGGGAACCACGAUUUUGGCCGAGGUGUGGACGGAAUCCUUGAAUUUGGUGGAUUUCCAGAGAAAAUUGUCGCUCUGAAAAUCUAAAGUUUUUUUUAAAAUUUAAAAUUUGGGCAUAGCUUCCGCAUCUCCGCUGAAAUUCCAAAAAAUAAUUAAUAAAAUCCAGAAUUUUCAAGAUUUUCUAAUUAAAAAAAAAGAAAAUCAAGAAAACUCUGGAUUUUAUUAGUUUCUUUUCGGAUAUUUCAGAAGUUCUUAUUUAUUUAUUCUGAAAUGAAUGCUUACCGUUGCAUUGUCCGUAGAGCGCAUUUGCUCGACUGCCAAUCUGGAACAAAAAUUGAAUUUUCAAGUUUUCAAAAAUUGGGCAUAGCUUCCGCAUUCCAUCUGAAAUUCCAAUUGAAAAAUUUGAAUUCCAUCAAUUUUCAGUUAAAAUUCCAGAAAAACUCACCGAAAAUUUCGAAUUCUUCGAUUCUGCAAGUGUUUUCAGGCGGGUUUUCCAUGGUUUUCGAAUUUGUUUCUGCAAAAAAUUCAGAUUUUUCUUGGAAAUCUCGUAUUUUCCCUGAUAAUAGUUGAAAUUUCUCUCCUCCUCGAAUAAUUCCACGUUUUCUUUUCUUUCGAAAAGCGAACCUCGAUCUCUCCCUUCACAGUUUUUCCAACCAAAUCAAGUCGACAAAGUCGAGAGUAUAACCAAAAAGUGACUUAAGGUAACUCAUGUCGAGGUUCCUGACAAUUGCAAUGGCUAAUGCUCAACUUCAAAAGCUUCACUAUCCGGAGUUAGGCUAAGUUGAGCUGUACUUUACUCCAGGAGAGACACGUGGCAAAUUAUUCGCAUAGGGUUCAGGGGAAUUCAGGGGAGACCCAAGGGAAAAAACUCAUCUGCCGUUUUGUUGCUCGCCGAAAAUUUGAAUGAUUUGAAAAAAAUUAUCGUUGAAAUGACAUUUGCCACGACAAAUUUCACGUUCACGCAAAAAUUGAUUAUUUUUUCUCUCAAAAAUUUUCUUGCAGUGUUCACUUAUACGUGGCCGCCCAACAAAUCCGUUUGCACACCUCGCAAAAUAUUCAUUUACACGUGGCAACUCGGGGUACUGUAAUCAUGGAGGACACUAAGAAUUGCUUUAUGUAUGCCUACAAGUGAGUCGAGAAUUUUUUCUGUGAAAAAAUUUUGAAAAAAAAUUAAAAAAAAAUUUUGCAGACUUCAAAACAAAAAUGGUGACGUCAUCGAAGUGGAGGACAAUUUUCAGUGGAAAACUCCCAAGGAUUUCGAUUGGCUGGCUGAAUCGCAGAGCCCGAAUUGGAGCCUGAAACCAGAAAAUGAGUGGACCACUGAGAAAUUGAGCUUUUGA
Messenger RNA from Caenorhabditis angaria, 4082 nucleotides. The record is from the annotation of a GenBank genome assembly. Lineage: Eukaryota; Metazoa; Nematoda; Chromadorea; Rhabditida; Rhabditidae.